Aegilops tauschii subsp. strangulata is the source of this 2031-nucleotide messenger RNA. RefSeq names its product auxin-responsive protein SAUR32-like. The record is from RefSeq and is a predicted model, not a curated record. Gene Ontology annotation, biological process: response to auxin. NCBI's taxonomy places the organism in Eukaryota, Viridiplantae, Streptophyta, Magnoliopsida, Poales, Poaceae.
ACCGCGAGUGCCGCGAAGCACACCGACACACGCACACCUCUCGCUCGGCUCUAGGCCUCUAGCUAGCUAUCCUGCAGCAAGUAGCUUCCCGGCGGCAGCGACGGCGAGAGCGCGGCUGCAGUUGGACCGCCGGCGAGGGAGGUGCCGUCAUCAUGCAAGGGGACCAGGCGGAGAAGAGGGGGAAGGUGAAGAAGGGGUGGCUGGCGGUGCGGGUCGGCCAGGCCCAGGCGGAGCAGCAGGGCGACGGGUUCCGGCGGUUCGUCAUCCCCAUCGCCUACCUCUACCACCCGCUCUUCCAGCGCCUGCUGGAAGCAGCCCGGGACACGUACGGCUACAGCUCGGCCGGCCCGCUCUGGCUGCCCUGCUCCGUCGACGAGUUCCUCCGCCUGCGCGCGCUCGUCGACCGGGAGGCGGCGCACUCGCACUCCUCGUCGCACCGCGUGCACGCCGGCGGCUACCAGCAGCAGGCCUACUCCCGCGCCAAAAUCACGUCCUGAUCGACCCACAUCGACCAUCGAGCCCCGGCCCGCCGGCUUUCGUCUGUUGAGCACUGGAGCGCGCGAGCGGGAGGAGUUCAUCUUUCUGCCGCCUGCCGGAGAUGACGGACACACGUACACAUGUACAGGGUUAAUUGCAGGGAAGUACCACACUUGGGGCAGUUGUAACGUAUCAGUACCACUAUUUAGAUUUUUUACAAGUCAGUACCACGGUUGAGGCUGGUCGUUGCAAUACGGGCUAAACCGCGUAUAACUCUGUAUUGACGCUGUAUCUGACAACCCGGCCCCACCAGUCAGUUCACAAGCCGCCGAACCGGUGCGUCGCUCGGGUGGCUCGGCCGGUCUAUGGCUCGGUCGGUCUUGGCUCGGUCUAACCCUAGCAGUUCUCUCCUCUCCCUCUCCCUCUCCUCGCGAUGGCUAGUCCGGGCGGCGGCGGCGGCGGCGGUCGCGGUGGCCGGAGCAGCGGUGGCGUUGUGGGCGGGUACGGAGACCUCCCCGGACUCGGGAGCGAUGCGCACAGAGGAAUCGAAGUCGACGGCGAGGAGUCCAGUUCGUCUGCUUACUACAGCGACGACGGCGAGGGCAUGGAGGCGCCGCUGUCCAUGGAGCAGCGACUGCGGCUGGCUGAGAUAUGGGUGGCCAACCCUACCACGAGCCAUCACUGGAGUCAUGGAUUGGGUGGCGUACUGUAAGUGCUCUGUCCUCUCCCUCUCUACUCUCUCAUUUGUGCCAUGAUUCGGGCUAGGGUCAGGUUUACUGAAAUUUUGCUGUCCAUUGUAGUUUGGAUGAUGCUGUUUGGGAUGUUAGGAUUCACUUCGAUGCUCACCAUAAUUUGGAUAGGAAGAUAUGCAACUCAGAUGUCACAUAUUUGAAUUUGUAUGCACUGAUGCGAACACAAGGAUUUAACUUCAGUGAUGAAUUGUACCACAUGAGGAAUACAUGCAUAGGAGUGCAGAGAGAGCAUGCCCUAGAUUUGAUAGACACAAAUAUCAAGUUGUAGCAAAUUAAGAAGCAGAAUGAGGACAGUUUAGUUCUGAACUUGUUAGUCAGGGCCACAUCAUUUGUCAGUACUGCAUCUCAUGUUAGUGAGGAAAAAUUAGCCACAGUUUUAUAUGAAGAACCUGUUGUGUAUGAUCUGAGAGAUCCUCCUGUGCUUGCUGUUAAUGAUCAUGGUGUUGUUUAUGAGAGUCUAAGCAGCAACAGUAGUGCAGUAGUACAACCUGCUGGUAUGUGCACACAAGAGAGCAGAAAUGUCAGCAAGAGGAAGCUCAAAUAUGUGAUGGAAGAAGAGGAAGAGGAGGGAUAUAAGAGUACUGAUGACUCUCCAGGGGCAUAUGACAGUGACAACAACCCUUUCUGCAUGAAGAAGUACAUGAUUGCUGAAGACACAGAGAUAAUAGAGGGGAAGAGGCUAGCAGAUGCAGAACUAGAAGAGGAUGCAGAUUCAGAUGAAGAUUCAAAUAAGGAACAGCUACACUAUGAGGGUGACACUGAGGUUGAGGAGUUGUUUGAUAUUGAGGAGGAUGAGGAGGAA